AUGACUAGCACCAUUGCGAACUAUCCAGAAUCAGAAGUGGCGGAGACCGAGCCUCUCGCAAGUGACACAGAAAAUCACGAUAGUCAAGCCACUCAUAAUCGCACCACUGUCAAUCUCAAGUCAUCAGAUUUGAAGGUGGAGUUUAAGAAGAUAUACCAAAAGCACGGAAGCUUGAAAGAACGCCGUCUCUGGUUAAGGGACAAUCUGAGUAAAAAAUGCAACAGCUGUGAAGAAAAAAAUCUUAAGUGCCUCUCACAGCCUGACAAGAUCCGGUGUGAGGCUUGUGCGCGUCGUAAAGAAGGAAGCUGCUCAAAAGUUGCAGAAGAGAAAAAAGACAGGGUAAUGAAGAGCCUUAAAAUUGACGCCAGUACAUAUGAUGCUCUGCUAUCCGAGUACAACAAGAAGAAGGACAGUAAACCUAGAGUGCGUGGGCGUAAGACGACAGCGCCGAAGAAGUCAACAGUAAGUUGUAGAGUCAGUUCCCCUAUCGACAAAGUGGCCGUCAAGACAUCGGUGAAGAAGCCUACCAUCUUGUUUCCGAGUUCGCCACCACGGGCCAAAAAAUCGCCCACUCGACCUAUAUCUAGUGGUACUAACCGUGAACAACCGGAAAUCCAUAGUCGGACUGUUGCUUUGACGAGAAGCGCAGCACCAGCGCCUUCGACACCUUCUAAGAGCAAGCUUACUGUCGAGAAACCAAAUUCAGCUUCUCGGAAGUUUGUCCGAUUCCUUGAAAGUAAAACAACGAAACGUGCCAAGGAUCCGGAGGACGAUAGCACGAGCUCUGAGAGUUCUGAGAGUGAAAAAGAUGAAGAAGACAAGUGCAAAGCCGUCAGGGCCAACUUGACUCCCCUUGCUCGGUUUCCAAGACCGAUCCCAAAGAAAAACGCUGGUUUACAUCACGAGGUCGAAAAGAACCCAGAUUCAGACGGUUCUCAAGAUAGCGAUAGCUCGCACUCUGAAGCAUCCGAGCAGUCAGAAGAAGAUCAUAGAGGCGACCAGGAAGCAGGCGCAGUGUUACUUGAAGUCGAGGAUGAAGUUCCAUUUGACGGUGAGAGUGUUGAUGCCGCGGAUGAGGACGACCAAGAUUCCAAUCCUAUCGUUGCUGGACAAAAAGUAAACGGUGAGCUCGGAUAUCUACUGUCGAUGACUUAUCGUCUCAGUAUUCACUACGAAGCUUUGAAAUUGAACAAACCUGAUUCUACCACCAUGACCAUUCCCGCCGUAUCCAGACCAGCAGGGCAGGACUUUGUCGAACUUCAUCUACUCAAACGCAAAGUCGAGAUGAGCAUGCAGAACAUUGAUCGUAGAUCCUCAGUAUGGUGUAACCUGAACGAGGUAGCGGGAAGGCUGGGUGAUAUGGCGACAUCACAAAUGGAUGAGAUUAUCACCAAAGCUGGUACCUUUAUUGGAAGCCGUAGCGAGGUUGAGGUAGACGGAGGGUAUGAGCGUGAAGGGCAGGAGCCAGAACGCAAGCGGUUGAAAACGAUGAGUUCGAAAAAUACGAGGAAAUCUAUCGAGGCUAAGCAGAGGCAGAGAGAUGAUUAG
Messenger RNA from Marasmius oreades (fairy-ring Marasmius), 1548 nucleotides. RefSeq lists its product as uncharacterized. NCBI's taxonomy places the organism in Eukaryota, Fungi, Basidiomycota, Agaricomycetes, Agaricales, Marasmiaceae. The transcript has 4 exons. Bases 1 to 1548 code for a protein of 515 amino acids. The record is from RefSeq and is a predicted model, not a curated record.